Messenger RNA from Syzygium oleosum, 1345 nucleotides. RefSeq names its product ATP-dependent Clp protease ATP-binding subunit CLPT1, chloroplastic. The transcript is spliced from 6 exons. The record is from RefSeq and is a predicted model, not a curated record. Bases 174 to 887 code for a protein of 237 amino acids. Lineage: Eukaryota; Viridiplantae; Streptophyta; Magnoliopsida; Myrtales; Myrtaceae.
UAGAACUCCCUGCUCUUCUAACAUUUGCCAAACCAAAGCCUACUUCUUCUCAGUUCUCACCGCUAUCUCAGACCGCCAAAAACAUCAUCGGCGAUAGCGAAACUCGCCAUCAGUCUCCGCUUCGCAUUGUCCUAGGAAUCAGAAGAAGAAGAAGAAGAAGAAGAAGAAGAUCAAUGGCCGCUCGCUCGCUGUCCGCGCUCCCAAUCUCGCCCUCGAAUCCUCAGCCGAUCCCUAGAAGCGCGCCCGACUCCUCCGUCUCGCUCGCGUGGAGCCGGAGGCCCAGCUGCCUGGCGAGCUCGUUCAACGGGCGCAGGCUCUCCGCCGUUCCCCUCCGCUCGAGACGGCUCGUUCGCAGGUUCAAUUCUGCCGUGGCGACGGUCUUGCUGAGCCUCCCCACCGGGAAACCCGAGAGAGCAUCCGCUGACAAGCUCCCAAAAUGGUCGGCGAGAGCAAUCAAGUCGUUUGCGAUGGCGGAGUUGGAGGCGAGGAAGCUCAAGUAUCCGAAUACCGGCACUGAAGCUCUUCUCAUGGGGAUUUUGGUCGAGGGCACUAGCCUAGCUGCAAAGUUUUUGAGGGCUAAUGGAAUUACGCUUUUCAAGGUUCGAGAGGAAACGGUGAACUUGCUAGGGAAAUCUGACAUGUACUUUUUCAGCCCUGAGCAUCCUCCAUUGACCGAGCAAGCGCAGCGAGCCCUUGAUUGGGCUGUUGAUGUAAAACUAAAGUCAGGCGAAAUUGGAGAAAUAACCACAACGCAUCUGCUUCUUGGGAUUUGGUCUGAAAAGGAAUCAGCAGGUCACAAGAUCCUAUUGUCCUUGGGUUUUACUGAUGAGAAAGCGGAGGAACUUGCCAAAUCUAUAGAUAAGGAUGUGAUUUUGAGCCACAAGUAAGUCUCAAAAUGGUAAAGAGGGAUGCUGUUUGAUUAUUUCCUUGGGAUCCCUGGGAGUCAGCUUUCUAAGUUCAGAAAGUUUAAGAUGACUGAGGCAUGCUUGGAAGUUCAAAUGAUUCUGCCAAAGCUUUUUUAAUAGACAUGUCUCAUCUCACUCUUGGCGGGUCUCCUGUUCAAUUCUCAACGGCUCUUUGUAGGGAUGCAGAACUGCUUUUCUCAAGAGCAUUUUUGCGAAAAAGGGGACAACCUUUUGUUAAUGGAAAUGAAUUUCAUAUAUCUUUCUUGUCCGACGAAAAUUUGACCUGUCGCAGUGUAGUAGUGCUAGGAGCACGUAAAAAAUCUGGACAGAAAUGAAUGGAUCACACUUGGUUGCUUUUCUUUUUAAGCCCUCUUGCUUGAAUGUUGUUGGGGGUGGCAUUGGGGAUUACAUUUAAGAAGCAUGUUUUAUGUCUUUGUGAA